Mizuhopecten yessoensis (Yesso scallop) is the source of this 1674-nucleotide messenger RNA. Its product is annotated as galactoside 2-alpha-L-fucosyltransferase 2-like. Bases 403 to 1368 code for a protein of 321 amino acids. NCBI's taxonomy places the organism in Eukaryota, Metazoa, Mollusca, Bivalvia, Pectinida, Pectinidae. Gene Ontology annotation, molecular function: galactoside 2-alpha-L-fucosyltransferase activity. Gene Ontology annotation, cellular component: membrane. Gene Ontology annotation, biological process: carbohydrate metabolic process. The transcript has 4 exons. The record is from RefSeq and is a predicted model, not a curated record.
UGGAAAAUGAGGUAAAUCAUCAAUCAGGAUCAAUCAAUGGAGAUUCAAACUACAGGAAAACAAACGUGAAAGAGACAUUGAAAAAGGGUGGUGAUUAGGGAAAUGGUUUAUGGACAUUCAGCCGUGGCGCAAAUUAACUUUAUCCACAAGCAUGCAAAACAGCCUCAAACAAGGAAAGAACUCGUCACUAGUUUUCCAGGAGUCGGUAGAAAAUGGCUAGUAUUUUCUAUGGCUGGCGUGUACAUGGUUUCUCCAGACUGCACUGUGAAGGGUUGAUGCAUAUGAUUAAAGAUUACAGAUUAGAAAUUAGAUUCAUACUUAACACUGCCAAACCUACGAUGUGUCAUAUUGGUGACACUUUUGUUUACAUCCAGCUUCAUCAUAUACAGCUUCAAAGUAGUUAUGGUCACAGAACCACAAUACCUGGCCUUAAAGAUUCCUUAUCUACACAGAGAAAGUAAUAUCUCAAACAGAGGAACAGGGACGACGUUAACUUGUACAAACUAUUCAGAUAAGUGUGUAACAUUUGGAAGUGCUAUUUCUGUGGAUAAAAAACGUUAUCUAUGUCCAAACUUUGAAGGACGGCUCGGGAAUAUAAUGUUUAUAUAUGCAUCAACGUAUGGCAUCGCGUUCGAUCAUAACUUCACAGUUGUAGUGUCUCGAAGGAAUGAAUUAUAUGAAGGAUUUGAGAAUAUACCUGUGCAAUACUUAAGCACUUGUAAUUGUUCAGACGAUGCACAAUUUAUACAGGAAAAAUUCCCAAGAAUACAUGAAAAGUUUAAUUUCUCCAUAAAACAUACUGUGUACCGUAUAAAAGGAUUUUUACAGUCUUGGAAAUAUUUUAAACGUUCUUUUGCUGAUAUCAAGCAACAAUUUGUAUUCAAGCAAUCGAUACGAACUAAAGUUAGAAAGACUUUACAAGGACUUGCUCUAAGUAUGUUUCCGAAUAAAACUGUUACAACUGUAGGAAUACAUGUUCGUCGGGGGGAUUUCGUUAGAGAACACCUUGUUGUCCCUAAGAAAGAAUACUUCGAUAGAGCAAAACAGUAUUUUCUUAAUAAAUAUCAAAAUGUUCUUUUCAUCGUUGCAACGUCACCGAUUGAAGAAGACCGAAAGUGGUGUAAAGAUCAUAUAAUGAAUGGUAAUGGAAAAGCGGUAUUUUCCGGAUUCAAUGACAGAUAUGAAGAUAUGGCAAUUUUGACUAUGACAGAUCACGUGAUUACCUCUGUCGGGACGUUUGGUUGGUGGUCGGGGUUUCUUAACAACGGAACAGUAAUAUACUACGAUUGGAUUCCUAAGGACCAUCGUAGAUUUAACAGAAAUGAUUAUGUCAUACCUUCCUGGAUUGGUUUAAAACCAAACACGUGAUCCCAGUGCUUUCUUGGACAGUUUAUAUUUUGUUGUUUUUAUGUACCGUUUGGUUUUGAGCUGAUGUCAACAGAUAUCCAGAUUUACAUAAGUGUCACGAUACUUUUUUUUGUUUCCUUUUCUGUUUUAUAAAACAUGUAGUUCGAUGUAUUGUCAAACAAAAUUUGAAUAAAACAAAGUUUAAUCCAACAGAAAUCCACUUUUGCAUAAACCAACUUUACAUCUUUCGAAAUAUGAGUUAUGUAUUCAUCCAAAAUCUCCCAUUUGGUUCCAAUUUGUCCACACAGAUCUCACCAUUGCAAAAUU